AGCAUCUGAAGGGGCCAUUCGCUAUCAAAGUUUAGCAAAUCGUCUCGGACGGAAUUCACAGAGAAAGGGGAGAGAAGACAAGAUGGCGGAUUGAGUGGGUUGAGCUGUGGACAAACGGUUGAUACCCUUGAAGUUAGCUCGUUAGUUACCAAGGACUGAAAUGUUGGGCUAGAAAAACAUCGUCGUCCGUAGUAUUAUUGUUUUUUCUUUUGAACCCUUAUUGUGGAGGUCUUCCUCCCACCCGGCAACGGUCCUCGCUAACGCUAAGCUUGACUAGCUGCGUUUUUCGAGGUAGAUGUGACUAGCUGGUCGUACAAGGCCGUUGGGUUGAAUCAGACGUUCCUCCUACCGCGUCAUACAGCGUUUCUUAAAGGAAUUCGUAUUUUAACGAUCUUUUGUGGAUGGUACCUUUUUUUUCCCCCCUAAUUUGCGAAUUACAUUAUCAAGUUCUCAUAUUGCUACCAUUCGUCCAUAGUGACCAACACCAACGGGGUCAAGAUUACAUUUAUGUUUCGCCGACCAUUUGGUUACAACAGAUAUUCCUGAAGUGAAUCCAGUGGCCAUCGUCAUUUGGUGGAUAUCAUGGCGAGCAGCAGUGGCUCUAAAGCCGAAUUUAUUGUCGGUGGGAAGUACAAGCUUGUCCGGAAAAUUGGAUCGGGGUCUUUUGGCGACAUAUAUUUGGCCAUCAACGUCACAAAUGGAGAGGAGGUAGCGGUAAAAUUGGAGUCACAGAAAGCCAGACAUCCACAGUUGUUGUACGAAAGUAAGCUGUACAAAAUCCUACAAGGUGGUGUCGGGAUUCCACACAUAAGGUGGUAUGGCCAAGAGAAGGACUACAAUGUCCUAGUCAUGGACCUGCUUGGCCCCAGUCUUGAGGACCUGUUCAACUUCUGCUCUCGACGCUUCACUAUGAAGACAGUCCUUAUGCUGGCAGACCAGAUGAUCAGCCGAAUUGAGUAUGUACACACAAAGAACUUCAUCCACAGAGAUAUAAAACCAGACAACUUUCUAAUGGGCAUCGGCCGGCAUUGUAACAAGUGUUUAGACUCGUCAGUGGGGAAGAGGAAAAGAAGCUUGGCGGUUAGCUCUUCUCAGGACCCAUCUUUCUCAGGAUUAAACCAGUUGUUCCUUAUUGACUUUGGAUUGGCAAAGAAGUACAGAGACAACCGAACACGACAACACAUCCCCUACAGAGAAGACAAGAACCUGACCGGCACAGCACGUUACGCCUCCAUCAAUGCACACCUGGGAAUUGAACAAAGUCGGCGUGAUGACAUGGAGUCACUAGGCUAUGUGCUGAUGUACUUCAACAGAACCAGUCUACCAUGGCAAGGGCUCAAGGCUGCCACAAAGAAGCAGAAGUAUGAGAAAAUCUCAGAGAAGAAAAUGUCUACCCCUGUAGAGGUCCUAUGUAAGGGUUUUCCAGCAGAAUUUUCCAUGUAUCUGAACUAUUGCCGUGGCCUACGCUUCGAGGAGGCUCCAGACUACAUGUAUCUGCGCCAACUCUUCCGUAUUCUCUUCAGGACUUUGAACCACCAGUAUGACUACACAUUCGACUGGACCAUGCUGAAACAGAAAGCAGUGCAGCAGGGGGCCUCCUCCGGGGGCCAAGGCCAACAGGCACAAACCCCCACAGGCAAGCAAACUGACAAACCCAAGCCUAACAUGAAAGGUUUCUGAGUAGUCUCCUGCCAGAGCAGAGUAUGAGGAUAAACGAGGCUGGCUUUCCCGGACAAGCGACAAAGAAAGUCUAUCCCCUCCCGCUUCCAUCUGUCUAUGUAAUGGAAAUAUAUAGAUGUACACGCAUCUGCUGUUUCUAUAUAUUAAAUGUGUAUAUAAAGAAAUUCUCAACUCUGAAAGAAAAACGAUGGAAUCAAAGGUCCUUUGGAUGUGGAGGCUGUAGUCUCUUUUCCCUAACCUUAACCCUACAUAUCUUCUCAUCCAUCCCUGUCUGUCUUCCCUUUUCACUGUUGACUGUUUGUAAGGUUUUGUUGCAAACAGAAUUAAAACAUUAGUCAGCUCCUCAUGUUUGCCUCACUAAGGGAACAUCUCAAAGCAUCUCUUCUGUUUUUCACUACUUGUUUUACCCACUGCUUUACCAAGCAAAUGUUUAAACAUGUAAACCUGAAAACUUUACUCCUUUUUGCUUUUGAAGAGCUGAAUGAGAAAUCUCUAGAACCCUUAUUUACGGAAAGGUGAAUUUUUGGAAUUUUUUUUUCCUUUGGUGGUUAGGAGGUUGCCUAUUGACUUUAUAAGCAGCCGAUGGCAACAGUCUUGUAGAUUGAUACUCUGGCUCUUUCCCUCUUUAGAGCUAUGACUUAUUAAAUCUGUUGUAAAAACCCAUGGUCUUCUCCAGAAAUACCAAUAAAAACGUUAUACAACGGAC
Syngnathoides biaculeatus (alligator pipefish) is the source of this 2386-nucleotide messenger RNA. It is a transcript of the gene csnk1a1, whose product is annotated as casein kinase 1, alpha 1. Gene Ontology annotation, cellular component: cytoplasm; nucleus. The record is from RefSeq and is a predicted model, not a curated record. Gene Ontology annotation, molecular function: protein serine/threonine kinase activity; ATP binding. The transcript is spliced from 11 exons. NCBI's taxonomy places the organism in Eukaryota, Metazoa, Chordata, Actinopteri, Syngnathiformes, Syngnathidae. The coding region runs from base 583 to 1680 and encodes 365 amino acids. Gene Ontology annotation, biological process: peptidyl-serine phosphorylation; signal transduction; negative regulation of canonical Wnt signaling pathway.